Molecule: messenger RNA, 4458 nt
Organism: Motacilla alba alba
Lineage: Eukaryota; Metazoa; Chordata; Aves; Passeriformes; Motacillidae
Gene: SERTAD4
Product: SERTA domain containing 4
Exons: 4
Coding region: 1264-2307 (347 amino acids)
Cellular component (GO): nucleus
Source: RefSeq, a predicted model, not a curated record
CAGACUGACUCGUUUUGACCACUCCUUCCACGUGUUGGUACUCAGCUGGUAAGAAAAGGUGUGGGGAAUAAAUAAUAUAUAUUGUCCAUGUCAGGGAUAACUUUCCAUGGGCCAGUCCAGUGGCUUGCCAUUCCCUGUGCUGUUUCUUGGUCCAAGAAAAGCAAGAUGGCAAGUAAAAUGACUGAGGGCUAUAUGCAGUGCAUUAGCAGUAAAUCAGCUCUGAGGAAGGGGUUUAGGCACCUGUCAGUCCGGCUGCAGCGAGGCUGGUGGUCUUUACUGAGGCAAACUGCGUGGGGACCUCAGCUGCCUGUGCCUUCAGCUCCCGUUUUUGCCCCGGUGAGGAGGCAAGGCAGAUCCAUGCACGCAGGCAUCCAAGACACAAACAGCGCACGCUGGAAGCCGUUUCUUAAUAAAGUAGCAGCCUUGUGCUAGGAUUUAAGAAAACAACUGGCAGAUGUGAACGAUUUAUUUUUCCUCCCUCUUCUGCUGCGGUUUAUUUUUUCCUCUUGUUCGAGAGCGCUCAGCUGCUAACACAAACAAUUGCUGAAAUUCCACCUGCCCACCUGCAGCCCCUCCUUCCCGCCGCCUGCUCGGGCCGUCGCCUUCCUCCGGGAGGGCUGCGCCGAGGGGAAACUACAUCCCGCUUUCUUAGAGAGAGGAGGAGGAAGGAGAGGGAGGGGCCGGGCCGUGUCUGGGCGCAUUGUUCCGCGCUCCCCUGCCAAGAAGUAGGUGACUAUGAACUCAUCCUUCGCUCCUCGCAGAAAGUUUGCCGCCUUCCCCCCCUGCUCCCCUCCCCUCCCGCCCGCUGGCGCGGCAGGAGGCAGCUCGCAGCCCGGCGCUGGCCCCGGAGUCCCCGCUCCUGCUUAAUAUUCCGCCCGCUCCGCCGAUGUUGUGCUUGGCUCCGGUGGGACCGCAACUCACGGCGUGAAACCGGAGCCAAUUUUCUGUCUUAGUCUCGCAGUGUUUUGACUGGAGGCAGAUCCAGUUCAGUCCGAUCGGGGCUAGUGGAAACAACUACCUAAGUCUCCGCUGUCUGUAUCGUUUGGGAGGGAAGAAAGAAGAAAGGAACGCGAUCCCGGACUGCUGGGCGCGCUCUUUCUCUCUCUCUCUCGCACACACACACACACACACACACACGCACCGCAGACACACGCACCCAGACAGGCAGACUCGCACCCCGCCGGUGCCGAGCGCGCCGUGCCACCGCCGCCGGGAGGAAAUGGGAAGCCAGUGAGCGGAUCCGUGCCGGUGCCGGCGCCCGCGAUGACCCUGGUGCUGCCCAUGCAGCGGCUGGGCCGCCCCAUCGCCGCCGAGGGAGCCGCCGACCUCGCCGCCUACCGCGCCCUCUGGGAGCCGCCCUGCUGCGGCCGCCCCGGCCCCGCCGCCCCGCCGGCCCCGGCCCCAACCCCGCCGGCCCCCGGGCCCCCCGCCGCAGGAUCACAUUACAGGGGAAUUUCAAAUCCUGUAACGACAUCCAAGAUCACAUACUUUAAAAGGAAAUAUGUGGAAGAAGAGGAUUUUCAUCCGCCACUCAGCAGCUGUACACAUAAAACAAUCUCAGUGUUUGAGGAGCGGGCCCAUAUUCUCUACAUGUCUUUGGAAAAGCUGAAAUUCAUUGAUGAUCCCGAAGUCUAUCUGCGCAGAUCCGUCCUCAUCAACAAUCUCAUGAAGAGAAUCCAUGGAGAGAUCAUCAUGCAGAACAACUGGUGCUUCUCCACCUGCUUCAGUGGCACCUCCCCACAAGAGUGGUUUGUGCCUCAGGACUGUCCGUACAGAAAACGCCUUCGGAUGGCAAAGGAGGAAUACGAGAAGCUCCACAUGUGCUGCUUCUAUCAAGAAUGUGGCAGUCACUAUUUAAAUCUACCCUACCCUGUUAAUGCUAAUACAGAAAGUAAUUCCUCUUCUUCUUCCUCCUCCUCCUCCUCCUCCUCCACCUCCCCUCCCAUCUCUUUGCCAAGCUGUUCCCACCAGGUGGAUUAUGAAGUUGGCAGUGCACCUUCUUACAGAAAUGAUGACCAGAUACCUGCUAAUGAAAUAUUCAUCACUAAUGGCAGGUCUCACAGUAAUCAGGAAAAGGCAAAAUAUGACAAGAAUGGAGGUAAUGAACCUGAAAGAGAAAGCAUCGCCCUAAACUGUGAACCUGUAAGAGGCACCCAUGCUCUUGAAUGUAAAGGCAAAUUUAAUGACUAUUUUGAGACUGGAUGUAAUGACAAGAGCAACGUAAGUGAAUCUUGGAAAAAAUCCUUAAGGAAAAAGGAAUCUUUACCAAGUAAUAAAAUCUGCUGCAACAAAGGAAGUAAAAUAUGAGGCAUCUUUCUUGCUCUAUUGAAGCAUGCACAGCAUGUUCCUUCUCUAUCAAAUUUUUAUUUUGAAUGGAUUUUUUAUAGUUUUCUACGAACGGUACAAUCAUGCCACAAACGUGACGUGUAGAGUGGAGAGCAGAUUGCGUAAAGUGUCUCUGCCAUCCGCAUCAGCAGCUAUUUAUAAACGUGGAGACUUCAGAAAGAACACAGUUGCAUUACUGCUGAGCACUGUAGUCUGUGCAGCUAUGGUGGAGCUUUCGUUGCUGAAAAUGCCAAUCAGCCAGAUGGGGAAAACAUAUCGUUUUACAUAUCCCCGCCCCCAAGAAGUCUGCCAUUAAUUAAGAAGAACCUCCAUUAUGUUUACCAAGGAAUUAGAAGUCUGGUAAACAAAUUGAUGCUACCAGCAAGGAUGACACGCUCCUUGUAACUCAGUAUUCAUUCUGACAAAGGACUGUCUUCAUGGAUUGGGAAUAAACCAUCCUUAUGCUUUGUAGUGAUACUCUUGAAUUCCUGUAUUCAGCAUCUUGUUCAACUGACAAAAUAGGACAUAGCAUAAAGAAAUAACCUGUUUAUGGAAUCUUAAUCAGAAUCAAACAUGCAGCUCAAGUACUUGCAUGUUUUCACCUCGGCUGUAAUAACUAAUGAGGUUUGUUGUUACACAGAGCAGGUUUUUUUUUGGUGCCUUACUUUUUGUCUUAAUUUUUGCCAGUGUGAAAAUUAAGUAUGAAUCUGAUACAGCAGGGAUUUAACCUAAACAGAGAUUAAAAAAGAAACCCACAGGGUGGAUCAAUAUUAUUAGAAACCUUUAACCUUUGAAGUACUGAGUUCAACUUCCUAUUCAAACAUCUCUGUUCUUCCUUUUUGAUGCUCAAUUGCUUUUUGAUUUGCCAUCCUUAGGAAGGGAUUUAAGAAACAAUAGAGAGAUGUCUCUUGUAAACAAGCAUUCGAUGCUUGAGUGUUUCUAUGGCAACUGUCUGUUGCUGGGGCUCUUUUUUUUUCUUCUUCGUAUAAUGAAGUUCAUGACCCAGUGGCAUGUUUUAUACUUUAUUCUGUUUCACAUAAUUUCUCUAUUUUAGAUUGCAAAAGCAUGCGGGAGUUUUCUAUGACUUUUGCCAUUGAUUUAAAAAAAGACAAGAAGGCAAAAAGCACAAUGUUAAUUAAUAAUGUGGCGAUAAACACAGUUUUAUCUGAAUGAAUGUAAGGGGUUUAAUUUUAAAAAAGAAAAUUUUGGAGAUUUCAGUGGCAGAGGACAACAUUUAGUCAUCCCUAGGUGAAUUGAUUGCAAAAGUGUGCUGUGUAAAAUGCCCAGAAGACAUUAGUUGAAGUUGGACCAAGAGUGAGUCUUAGAUUCACCAAAUUAAUUAGUUCCCACAGUCCCCAUAACAACUGGCAGGAUGUGCUCAGCAAAAUAGCCACAUCCAGGCCACAGCUGACUCAUAAAUAGCUGCCUGUUCCCACAGCAUCUUGCACUCAAGUGACAUCUCUGCUUGCUUCUUGCCCAAAGGGUGUAAAUCACCUCUGUGCUGCAGGAGCAGCCAGCUCAGUGCAGGGCAUGAGUGUCCCCAGGCAGGUCUCUGGGCCCGAGACCUCCUGCUUUGGGUUUCAUGGGUUCAGCUGGAGGAGUCCUGGGCCAUGGUUAUUUUGGGUAGCAAAAUACAUUUGCAAACUGUUUGAUCUUCUUCAGAAAGCCCAGUGGUCACAGGAGAAAGCUACUCCCCAGCCAAGGUGACCACAAACACAGCAGGAUAUAAAUUAGUGAUAACCUUUAUGAAGUCAAGUGAGUUUAAACUGAUAAGUUUGUAAGGGUUAUCGUUGGGAAAAGUGACAAAUAAAGAAAGUACAAGUCCCACCUGAUUUCUCCAAGACAGAAGCUUUUUUAUUAAUAAUAAUAAUAAUAUUAAAUAUAGAUCUCAUUCAUACAGUGUAUGAGUAGGAUCAUCAUUUAGACAUUUGUCCACAAGGACCAAUUUUUUAAAAAAACUGAUUUUUCUUGUGUUAUAUCCAGAUAGUCUAGUAAUGUCUGCUCUUUUCCAAUAUUUGAUAAAUGCUUGAUGUUUUAAGCUUAAAUAUUAGAUGCUUGUAUACUAACGUGUUGUUGUAGUAAAGUGAAAUUUCCUUGAUAUAUAUUUAUUAAAAUGACCGAAAUUCAUUUUAA